Molecule: messenger RNA, 1931 nt
Organism: Octopus bimaculoides (California two-spot octopus)
Lineage: Eukaryota; Metazoa; Mollusca; Cephalopoda; Octopoda; Octopodidae
Biological process (GO): regulation of translation
Cellular component (GO): cytoplasm
Molecular function (GO): mRNA binding
Source: RefSeq, a predicted model, not a curated record
UUACACAUACAUAUAUACAUUUGUCAACAAUUGCGUUCUUUCAGUAGUCUGUUUGUUGCCAACAUACACGUCAGAAAUGCAGAGAGUUUUCCAUCAUUUCUUUCUAUUAGGUUACAUAUUUCAAACAAUUUUUCUCUACCCAUGCUGCGUAACUUUAGAAACCUUUCUGACACCAAAUUAUAAGACAGAUAAUUGGGUUGAUCCAAAAGCUUGUAACCCUCGCACAGCAAACAAGGCAGGGGAAUCCAAGUCCGAACAGACAGUGUCUGAGAAUCAGACUAAAAAGGUCUUUGUUGGAGGACUUCCAUUUGAUGUUGAUGAAGGCGUUUUAAUAAAGUUUUUCUCAAAAUAUGGCAAGGUGAAGGAAGCUUCUAUCAUGUAUGACUUACAGAAAGGAAGAUCUCGAGGUGGAAUGCAAGCGAGCUGAACCUCUUGGACGUAUGAAAGGCGACCAAAAUAGUGGUCAGGCAUUACCAUCGUCACUAGAUCAACUUCAGCAUCAGUUGAUGCUGCCAAAAGACCAGGUCCCAGACGGACUGUCGGCGUGGAGGCCCACUGCUGCUGUACUUACUGACAAUGGAAAUAUCGGUGCUAAACCUGGCUUUGAAAUGGUCAAUGGCACCAGCACUGCUAUUGGAGAUGCUGCAGGUUGUAGUAACAUUGAUGCAAAUGGUGUGCGUAGCAACCCAGCUGGUGUUUGUGGUGCUGCUCUGCCUUACGUUGCAAAUCCCCCGGCUAGUAACGGUGUGAAGGUCUCCAUGUACCAUCAACUUGUUAGCUAUCCUGGGAUUUACUCUGUUAGUCAGCAGCAGCAGUUUCAGCAACAGUUGCAACAACAACAACAACAACAGCAGCAGCAGCAACAACAGCAGUUGCAACAACAACAACAGCAGCAGCAGCAGCAGCAACAGCUGCAACAACAACAACAACAACAACAGCCACAGCAACCACAGCAACAAUCGCCACAACAGCAAUCUUUAAUGCCAGUUCCGCCGCCACAAUCAGUUGUUCCAACAACAAACCAACCUAUCCAGUCAGAUGGUUACGGACAACAGACUGCUCCUGUAUAUGUUGCACAAUCGGUACAAUCUAGGCAACAGCCCCCGCAAGGCUACCUUACCUCUUGGGGACAGCCACCCCCUUCUGUACCACCAGCAAACUUUGGUAACCCACCUUCUGGUCUGCCUGAAUAUACUUUUCAAGGACCAAUCCAGGACCAAGUAAGCUCUCAGGUUUACAAUCAGUGGAAUGACAGAGCCCAGCAAGGCCUGCCUAUCACAAUGCCUUCUCAACAGCAACAACACCAGCAGCACCAACAGCAACAACCACAACAGCAGCAGCAACAACCACAGCAACAGCAUCAUCAACAGCAGCACCAACAACAACAGCUUACUCAAAGCAAUCAGGGUCAACUGACUACUACACCACUACCUCCAGCUGUUGCAAGUAGCUAUCAAGGAUAUUCACAGAUGCCUCUCUUAGGACAAACCGUUCCUCCACCUCCUAACUAUGGAAUUCCACAGCAAACUCUGUCACAGUCACCAGCCUUACCUCCUACUGUACAGUAUGCCAAUUACAGUAAUUCCAUACCUACUGUGGCUAGGAAUGGAUCAAUGCCACCCGGGAUUGCCAUGACACCAGGUGAAUCAGCACAAACUAGUUUCAACUAUUUGCCUCCAGAGAAUGGUUAUCAUCAGCGUCCCCAAAUUUCCCAAGGCUACCACCCUUAUCGACGUUGAUGGGUGUGUGGUCAGUUCAUAUGGCCGUUUUUACUGUUGUUAAUGUUAAAACUGUUUUUUUUUUUUUCGGACUCAUUCAUGAAUGGAAUUCAAUAAAUAUAAUAUUCAUUGAAGCACUGAAAUAACCAUAUUUUCAUAAAACAGACAAUUUAAAGUCUCAUUUAAAAUUAAAUACAAUUUGCAAUUAUUUAA